UUGAAUUGUAACGAAAAGUAGAGAAAUCAGAAAAGUUGGGAAUUGGAAUUUCGUUGACUUAUUGUGGCUUCUGAAGAAAAUAUUAUUAAAUAAAAUAAUGGAUAAUCAUUUAACUCCCAAGAAAAUACAAAGGUUAAUGCACUUAGCCGAAGAUAAAUCCUUUAAUUUGCAAAGACGACAGCAAACUUUUAAUAAUGAUGACGUACAAAGCAGCGUAAGUUCAAAUCAAAUGGCAUUUAAUAGAACUGGAACCAAUUACGAAUCAUCAUCUGGAAUCUUAGACUUGGAACGCGUAGAAGGUUUUGGUGAAUCAGGUAUUGAUAAUAUUUCGCUGAGUAAAUCGACUGCAUUCAAUCCAGGAGAAAUGACAGGAAGGUCCACAGGAACUGAAGAUAUUAAAGAGCCACUUGGUUCGGCAAGAGCAUUUGAAGAGUAUGGUCGCCACUCAAUGGCUUUAGAGAGUAUUACAACCCACAUGGACAAACAGACUUCUGAAAUUAAUGAUUUAAUGAGACAUUCGAUUGCUACAAAUUAUUCAUUUCACUCAAAGAGAGAUCUAACAGCAGAUGAAGCAUCUCUUGUGAUGAGAGAGGCUCCUCUUCCUGUACAGCAUAGCACUCAAGCCAAUUUUCAAGACAGCUUACUGAUGAGCAAUUCAAACAUGUCAGUUGGAGCAUAUUUUCAAAACAGGUGUCCGGAGUUUGGAAAAAUACUGUGUAACGUUGACAGCCCAGACAGGCCAAGUAUAACAGAUGUAUCAUUAAUUGCCCCAUCAGACGUCAUACAAAAUAACCCAAACAAUACAUACAAAAUGGACACAACUCUGGACCGUGUACCAGUAAGACAGCCUCGUAUUGAUAAGUCACAGCCGCAAAACGUAGUUGCCAAUUUAUUUCCUACAAAAGUACAAGACAUGACCAAUUUGUCUGCUAAACCUUCACUCAUGGAUAUAUCUAAUAUGAAGCUCAAUAAAAGUUCUGUACCUGUGAAAAGUUAUGCACAAAUGGCUGGAACAAAAACAGUCAACCACAAUGCGAAUCCAAAAAUGUUUACGGCUCCGAAACCCACGGACAUAUUGCUAAGAAACUUACAGUCGUCAAUGCGUCUGGUGUCAGAUGAUACAGAAUGCUCUACGGAGAACUCGUUGAGUAUUUCAAAAAUUGCGGAUUAUCUAGGAAAACAAUCAAAUGUCAGUGUUACGGAUAUAUUACAGCUAAACAAUCAAACCAAGCAAGUAAAUAGAAAGCAGCCUCUCACUGAGCUACACAUGAACAUAUUGGAAAAUAAAAAAGCAAAACAAGAUAUUUUUGUGACCAAUUUAAAGGAUACAAAAAAUAUUGAAACUGCUAGUUCAUCGGGGACAGUUAACACAGUUAUAUCUCUCGAUAAAUUAAAGCUUAAUGAGGAGAAGGAAGUGCCGUCUGUUAUUGUUACUCGUCACUCAAUGGAUACUCAGGGUACUGAUAGUGAUGAUGUCAAGAUGCACCGUAUGGCUCCGUCCCACUCGCCUUCUAGCACAAGUCAGUCUACCCUCAGUACAGUUCAAGAAGCUGCAAGUUUCAAAUCUGGCGAUAGUCCGUUACAUUGUAGUAAAGGCGAGGUUAAUACAACGCAUACGCCUUUCCCAAACUUUGAAUAUAGAGAAUUAGAUAAGUCAGUAGAUUGGCAAGAGGUGUUACAGCAUAAACUUUUGAAACAGGAGAGCUUAGCAAAAGAAAAGUGGGCUGAAAUCAUAUCAACUCCCGUUAAAGGUUUCGUAGGUGUCAGCGCUGCUGUGUCUAUUACGGUAACAACACUGAUAGAUAGUUGGCUGACUGCAAAGUUUGAAUUUGAUGAACUACCUAACGGAGGAAGAGAUCUCACCAUCGAGUUACCGCGUCAACCGUUACUAUUGUCACCCGGAAAAACGGAGAAAUUCACAUUACACAUUACUUCUAACAUAGAAUUGGAACAGUACUUACCAUUCACGAUGUAUUUAAAGGACGCGUCAAUAGACGGGGACGUUGAACAAAAAGGACAUUUAGAAGUUAGUAUAAAAAUGCCAACAAUACAAGCAUUAUCCUGCGAUGGAGUUAACAAGAUUACCUUUCCGACAAUUCAAGAAAAAUCCACUUUAACUAAGUACUUCGUUCUAAUCAGUGAUUGUUGCGAAGAUCUUCAAUUAGAGUUAUCGAUAGCUGAGGGAGACAGUAUGUUUGUUAUCAAAUCUGUUCAGGAAAUAAUAAAGAAUGAUGUUAGCAAAGCUCUAAUGGAACGGAAUGCCUCGACUGAAGAUUCACAAGUAAAAAUUAAAAUGAAAGGCAUGAACAAGCAGUUAUGCAGGCUGAGUAGCGGUAAUGCCAUUAAAGUAACAAUUACUUUUGUCGCGCCGAAGCUGAUGGAACUAGAAUUAACUGAAAAAAUGGUCACUUUCAAAGGCACAUUGAAUGUUAAUUUAAUUGGAGUUAACACCAUUUUGAAGAAAGUCAAUCUCAUUGGGUCAGUCGGGAGUGCCAGCCUUGAAGUGCAGCCACCGUCUAAUAAACUUCAUCUUACAAAUGAAACCACUACAAUAAACCUGUGUAAUACUGGCUCAGUGACUGGAGUUUGGGCAGUCAAAUUUAGAAGCAAUACUAGUAAAGACAAUCAAUUCCCUUUCAAAGUGUCUGCGACAAAACUGGAAAUUCGUCCUGAAAGUGUUAAAGAACUGAGCCUCAUUUAUACAGGACCUCCGGAUGCUGUCAGUGAUGGGACUUUAAUAUUAGAAGAUACAGCUACAGGCAACAUAACUAAGAUUGAUAUUAUUGGAGGAUCAGAUAAACCUAAAACUUUUCCAGUCAAAACCAACUAUAAUAAUAUGUCAUGGGUGCGGGCUGGAAGAAAGGAGCUCAGUUUAAAAAAUUCGACAAACAAGAAAAUUCAGAUUCGCUGCCAAAUAGUUGGCGAAGGUUUCCUCAUCGAUUCUCCCGGUAUCGAAGCCAGAGGAACAUUCAUACUUUCCUUUGGGCCGUGUGAAUGCAGGCCGUUGCCGAUCAUUUUCGCACCAAAUUCUUGCAUGCCGCAUGCAGCUGCGUUGCAUUUAGUUUUCGAUAAAAACAGCGAUUACUCGAGAAAGAUCAAGCUGCACGGCUGCGGCAGCGGCGAGUCGCUGCGCUGGUCGGGCGUGGUGACGUACGGGCCGACGGCGCUCGUGCGCGCCGUGUCGCGCGCGCCGCUCGACCUCGCGCUCUACAACAAGGCGCUCAGCCCCGCCUUCGUCUACGCGCAGGUGCACUUCAACCUACAAUACAGAUUCAUAGCAGCUGAAUCACAGUUACUCGGUAGCCGUCGUAUAGUAAACCGUCGCUCGAAGCAUUCCAUAACGUUGCUCGUUCCGUGGAACAAACUGGAGCGACGCUUGCGCGGCAGCGACGCGACCGCACUCGCCACGGUCACCGUCAUCACGGGCCCGGAGUUCACACGCCGGAGGAUACUCAGAAUAAUCAAGGACCCAUCAACUGGAGAGUUGGAUGUAUCCUCACUGCCGGAUCACUUAAAAGUGUUAGUGGAGCCUUUUGAAGGGGAAGAUCUAUCUAUGGAUGCUUAUUUAGAGAAUUUCAGUGAAACCAAGGCUUGUCUGAAUGAGCUUAUUGAAGGUCUUCAAGAAUUGACGGCACAAAUUGAUUUACCCCAAGAUCUUGGAGAAGAAAAUACUAUUCUAAUAAGUGAUGAUACAAUGCUUGAACAUCAUACACUUUGUGAUUGAAAUGCUAUUUAGAGUUUCCCUAACGAAAUGUUAUAAUCUGGCUGGCCAAGACUUAUCGUAUAUUGUAAUUCAAAAUGUUUUCUUUUGUAAUAAAAGAAUACUAACCUGAUGUUUGUACUUAUAGUUAUAAGUUUAGUAUUAUCCGUCCGCGAGUCAUGUUAGCUCUCUUAAGCUGACAUUUAUUCUACUCUUAUAAUCUUAGUAUUAUUAAUAUAUAUUACAUAAUAU
Messenger RNA from Vanessa atalanta (red admiral), 3952 nucleotides. RefSeq lists its product as uncharacterized. The transcript is spliced from 18 exons. The record is from RefSeq and is a predicted model, not a curated record. Bases 98 to 3724 code for a protein of 1208 amino acids. Lineage: Eukaryota; Metazoa; Arthropoda; Insecta; Lepidoptera; Nymphalidae.